Molecule: messenger RNA, 1298 nt
Organism: Symbiodinium necroappetens
Lineage: Eukaryota; Dinophyceae; Suessiales; Symbiodiniaceae
Source: the annotation of a GenBank genome assembly
GCGCCGCCAUGCCGAAAGAUCAGCCCAUGCCGACCCCGGCCCGCCAGCCCCGCUCCGACGCCGCCUCGCGCGAGUCCGACCUGCCCGACAACGCCGUCGAGGUGAUCGGCCUGGGCAAGACCUACCGGGGCGCCGGCAAGGCCGGGCCGAAGCGCGCGCUGCAGGACGUCAGCUUGGAGAUCCCGCGCGGCAGCCUGUUCGGCCUGCUGGGCCCCAACGGCGCCGGCAAGUCGACGCUGAUCAACAUCCUGGCCGGCCUGGUGACCAAGACCGAGGGCACGGCGCGGAUCUGGGGCUACGACAUCGACCGGCAGACGCGCCACGCGCGCGCCGCCAUCGGCGUGGUGCCGCAGGAGCUCAACAUCGACCCCUUCUUCACGCCGCGCGAGCUGCUGGAGCUGCAGGCCGGGCUCUACGGCGUGCCGCCGCGCGAACGGCGCACCAUGGAGAUCCUCGACAUCCUGGGGCUGGCGGACAAGGCGCAGGCCUACACCCGCACCCUGUCGGGCGGCAUGCGCCGGCGCCUGAUGGUCGCCAAGGCGAUGGUGCACAACCCGCCGGUGCUGGUGCUCGACGAGCCGACCGCCGGCGUCGACAUCGAGCUGCGCCAGCAGCUCUGGAGCCGGGUGCGCGACCUCAACGCGCUGGGCACCACCAUCCUGCUGACCACCCACUACCUGGAGGAGGCGGAGGAGCUCUGCGACACCAUCGCCAUCAUCAACCAUGGCCGGGUGAUCGCCUGCGAGCCGACGCGCCGCCUGCUGCGCCGCCUCGACAGCAAGGAGCUGCAGGUGCACCUCGGCACGCCGAUCGAGGCGGUGCCGGCGGUGCUGGAGCCCUUCCAGCCGGAGCUGGUCGGCGGCGACCACCUGGUCUUCCGCUACCGCACCAGCCAGAGCCCCGUGGCCGACAUCCUCGACGCCCUGGCGCAGGCCCACCUGCAGGUGCAGGACAUCCGCACCGAGGAGGCGGACCUGGAGGACAUCUUUCUGCAGCUCACCCGCGGCGCCCACAGCCAGACCGGCGCGACCAGCCAGGGCGGCGGCGCCCCGAGUGGUGCCCCGAGUGGUCCCCCGGGCGGCGCCCCGCCCGGGCCCGGCCCGACCGAGCCGCGUCUGGAGCUGGCCGACGCGCAGACCGGGCGCUUCGUCACUGCCGACGGCCUGGCGCUGCCGCUGCGAAGCUGGCAACCCAACCCCCAUGCGCCGACGGCGGUGCUGCUGGCGCUGCACGGCUUCAACGACUACGGCGGCGCCUGGCGCACGCCGGCGCCGGCCUGGGCGGAGCAGGGCAUCGCG